CGCAGAAAGGAAAAAUUCCCACUUCUCUGCGGUGGAAUUAUCGCAGAUAAAUAUGCUCUUCUCGUGGCUAUGUGAAACAAGUUAUUCCACAUUAUUGAAAAUAUAAAUCAAUGUAACGUAAAAUAAAUAAAAAUCUGAAUAUUUAGUUACUCGAUUUGCAUCGCUUUUAUAAUCGCAGCGACCACAAAAUAAUAAAGCAUUUAAAAUGAUGACUGAUAUAAAAGAAGCAGAAAUGAAGACGAUUCAAUUAGAAAUAGAAAAGCACGAAAGCGACAAAGACGUAGUGGAUUUUUCAGACGCUACUAAGAAACUAGCCGAAGGACUUUUAAGCAUUUAUCAAUUACCGUUGGAACAAGUUCAAAAAGAACUCGCCGAAGCAACGAGCAAACAAGAGGCGUUACUCGGUCAAAUGCAAAUUGAAAACAAAAAGCUUCAAGAAACUUUUGAAAAUGUUAACUUGAAUGAAAUGUUUCAAACUAUUAAAGUUUAUCAAGGAAAACUAACUUUGAUGAAGAAAGAGAUGGCUUUGAUUCAUGAGCGAACGUUCAAAUUAAAAAAACGAGCAUUAAGGUUGCAACAAGUGAAACAAAAGGAAGCAUUGAAUAAAGAACAACAACGGGAACAAGAAAUUCGUCGGGAACAAGAAUUAAUUGGUAAACCUGUAAUAAGUUAAGGAAAACAACAUUCGAGAAAAAUAUUUAAAUGUACAAAAGCAUAAUGUAUUUAAAUGGAACUUACGUAAAAAAUUGUUCAACCGAUUUUACAUAUUACCAAACUAUUUUCCACUGUCCGUUAGAGUCACAUUUUUUAUCAUC
Colletes gigas is the source of this 815-nucleotide messenger RNA. RefSeq names its product biogenesis of lysosome-related organelles complex 1 subunit 6-like (gene Pldn). The transcript has 6 exons. Gene Ontology annotation, cellular component: extrinsic component of membrane; BLOC-1 complex; transport vesicle. Gene Ontology annotation, biological process: intracellular transport. The coding region runs from base 206 to 673 and encodes 155 amino acids. The record is from RefSeq and is a predicted model, not a curated record. NCBI's taxonomy places the organism in Eukaryota, Metazoa, Arthropoda, Insecta, Hymenoptera, Colletidae.